GCCCGGAGAGCCGCAUCUAUUGGCAGCUUUGUGAUCGAUGAGAAACUGCUCGCCGCCGACUCGGCUUCCAGGCUGGCUUCGCGCGACCCUUGAGUUUUCGCCUCUGUCGCGUCCCCCAUACUGACAGGUGCUCCGGGCAACUCGCUGGUGACUUCUCGCCGCUCCCCCGUCUCCCCCGCGUCCCCACCCCCUCUUUCCUCCCUCGCCUGCACCCCCACCCCCACCACCUCGGCACAGCUCGGGAUUUGUUUAAACCUUGGGAAACUGGUUCAGGUCCAGGUUUUGCUUUGAUCCUUUUCAAAAACUGGAGACACAGAAGAGGGCUCUAGGAAAAAGUUUUGGAUGGGAUUAUGUGGAAACUACCCUGCGAUUCUCUGCUGCCAGAGCAGGCUCGGCGCUUCCACCCCAGUGCAGCCUUCCCCUGGCGGUGGUGAAAGAGACUCGGGAGUCGCUGCUUCCCAAGUGCCCGCCGUGAGUGAGCUCUCGCCCCAGUCAGCCAAAUGCUCCUCUUCGGGCUUCUCCUGCUGACAUCUGCCCUGGCCGGCCAGAGACACGGGACUCAGGCUGAGUCCAACCUGAGUAGCAAAUUCCAGUUCUCCAGCAGCAACAACAAGGAACAGAACGGAGUACAAGAUCCCCAGCAUGAGAGAAUUAUUACUGUGUCUAGUAAUGGAAGUAUUCACAGCCCAAGGUUUCCUCAUACUUAUCCAAGAAAUAUGGUCUUGGUAUGGAGAUUAGUAGCAGUAGAGGAAAAUGUGUGGAUACAGCUUACAUUUGAUGAAAGAUUUGGGCUUGAAGACCCAGAAGAUGACAUAUGCAAGUAUGAUUUUGUAGAAGUUGAGGAACCCAGUGAUGGAACUAUUUUAGGGCGCUGGUGUGGUUCUGGUGCUGUACCAGGAAAACAGAUUUCUAAAGGAAAUCAAAUCAGGAUAAGAUUUGUAUCUGAUGAAUAUUUUCCUUCUGAACCAGGGUUCUGCAUCCACUACAACAUUGUCAUGCCACAAUUCACAGAAGCUGUGAGUCCUUCAGUGUUACCCCCUUCAGCUUUGCCACUGGACCUGCUUAAUAACGCUGUUACUGCCUUUAGUACCUUGGAAGAUCUUAUUCGGUAUCUUGAACCAGAUAGAUGGCAGUUGGACAUAGAAGAUCUAUAUAGGCCAACUUGGCAACUUCUUGGCAAGGCUUUUGUUUUUGGAAGAAAAUCCAGAGUGGUGGAUCUGAACCUUCUAAAAGAGGAGGUAAGAUUAUACAGCUGCACACCUCGUAACUUCUCAGUAUCCAUAAGGGAAGAACUAAAGAGAACCGAUACCAUUUUCUGGCCAGGUUGUCUCCUGGUUAAACGCUGUGGUGGAAACUGUGCCUGUUGUCUCCACAAUUGCAAUGAAUGUCAAUGUGUCCCAAGCAAAGUUACUAAAAAAUACCAUGAGGUCCUUCAGUUAAGACCAAAGAUUGGUGUCCGGGGAUUGCAUAAGUCGCUGACUGAUGUGGCCCUGGAGCACCACGAGGAGUGUGACUGUGUGUGCAGAGGGAGCACUGGCGGGUAACUGCUGACCACCGGCAGCCUUUCCCGGAGCUGUGCAGUGCCGCGCGGAUUCUGUUAGAGACCUGAUGCAUGAUCUCCAUCCGUAAUCUGAGUUGUUCACUUCCAGGAUCUUUCAUCUUCAGGAUUUACUGUGCAUUCUAAACGAGGAGACCCCAAAUGGAAUUAGGAGUUGUUCAACAGCUCUUUUGAGAGGAGGCCCAAAGGACAGGAGUAAAGGUCUUCAAUCAUGGAAACAAAUUAAAUGUUGUAGGUCACUAGCUAGUUACAGAGUUACCUUGUACCUAUUCCACUAGUUGCCUUCUGUAUUUCAGUUGUCUUACUAUGGCUUAGGCUAAUGUCACUACAGGAAAAAACUGUGCGAGUGAGCACCUGAUUCUGUUGCCUUGUUUAACUCUAAAAAUCCAUGUUCUGGGCCUAAAAUUACAGAAAAUCUGGAAUUUUUUCCUUAUAUUCACAUAUAUAAACCAGAAUGUUCUAUGUUCUACAAACUUGGUUUUUAAAAAGGAACUAUGUUGCCAUGAAUCAAACUUGUGUCAUGCUGAUAAGAAAGACUGGAUUUUCCAUAUUUCUUAUUAAAAUUUCUGCCAUUUAGAAGAAGAAAACUACAUUCAUGGUUUGGAAGAGACAAACCUGAAAAGAAGAGUGACCUUAUCUUCACUUUAUCUAUAAGUUGGUUUAUUUGUUUUAUUGUGUACAUUUUUACAUUCUCCUUUUGACAUUAUAACUGUUGGCUUUUCUAAUCUUGUUAAAGAUAUCUAUUUUUACCAAAGGUAUUUAAUAUUCUUUUUUUAUGACAACCUAGAUCAACUAUUUUUAGCUUGGUAAAGUUUUCUAAACAGAAUUGUUAUAGCCAGAGGAAACAAGAUGAUAAAAAAUAUUGUUGCUCUGACAAAAAUACAUGUAUUUUAUUCUCGUAUGGUGCUAGAGCUUAGAUUAACCUGCAUUUUAAAAUAUUGACAUGAGAAAUCAAUAGAACUGGUAAGUUGCAAAGACUUUUUGAAAAUAAAUUAUGAUGUCUUCCACCCCUGUUAUUGGAGAUGCAAAUAAAAAAGCAACAUAUGAAAGUAGACAUUCAGAUCCAGUCAUUACUAGCCUAACCCUUUUCUGGGGAAAUAUGAGCCUAGCUCAGAAAAACAUAAAGCACCUUGAAAAAAAAGAAAGACUUGACAGCUUCCUGACAAAGCGUGCUAUGCUGUGCUGUAGGAACACAUCCUAUUUAUUGUGAUGUUAUGGUUUUAUUAUCUUUAAACUCUGUUCCAUACACUUGUAUAAAUACAUGGAUAUUUUUAUGUACAGAAGUAUAUAUCCUUUAACCAGUUCACUUAUUGUACUCUGUAGCAAUUGAAAAGAAAAUCAGUAAAAUACUUCGCUUGUAAAAUGCUUGAUAUUCUGCCUAGGUUAUGUGGUGACUAUUUGGAUUAAAAAUGUAUUAAAACAUCAAAUAAAAAAAUGUGGCUAUUUUGGGGAGAAAUUAAGCAUAUGUGUGUAUGUGCAAGAUUUAUCACUUGAACUCCAAGAAAAUGAAAGUGAUACAGUGUUGUGUUACCAUGAUUUUCAUUAUGCAAAAGCAUAUGUCAAUUCAAAAGCCAGGUAGAAAAGGCAGCAUUUCUGUUAAGACUUUCUGCCUCUCCUUUCCAGUGCCUUUGAGCAGUGGUUUUCUUUUCCUCACUGGAUUUAAUACUGAUUUCUGGUAUAUUAAAUUGCAUGUGACUUAAAAGUUGUGUGUAAUUUAUGGAUGCUUAGUGAUAGGUUGUAUGGAAGUAUGGAACUGGAAAAAACAACUUAAAACUUUCCACUCGUGUCUUUAUUUUCAAUGGUAACUAUUAAAUAGGGUGAGCAUAAGCGGAUUUGCUAGAUAGAUUAAAGUGUUUUACAUAGCACACUUCAAGGUGUGGUUUCUCAAUUCCAGACAUAGAUUUCUAUUCAGGGCUGGUAUCUUCAGCACCUUUCCUCUGUCUUCAUCUUACUGGAGAUGUCUACUGCCCGGAGCCAGAAGUCCUCAGACUCCUCUUCCAGGCAGUGCCUGUUCUUUGUACUAUUACAUCUUGCAGUUCUUCCCUGGCCCCAACCACAUGAAAAACAAAUAAACAAAAUGAUCAUAUGUGUUCUUAUUUCAUUACAUUUUUGUAGUUUUGUCCCAGCCCUAUAGAUGCCCACUAGAUGUAGCCUAACUGCUCCACAAAAAAUGCAAAGCAGUUGGCAAUUUACAGCUCUCAUUAGAAGACUCUUAAAUCUUACAGCAAAUGACCUGUUUGUGUUUAAUCCAGCAUUUCCAACCGUUGAAUGGAAUGCCUUCUUUCCCUUUUACUUUUAGAAUUUAUUUUUUGUUUACUUAUAAAAUGUUGACAACCAAAAUAAAUUCCUCUAUAAAGGUAGCAAUCCCACACACUAUUGACAGUCAGUGAGUAGAAAAGGUGUGAAGACCAACUGCUUUAUAACCAUUUACUCAUAGAUCUUACUGUAUGUUCCAUUUAUAAAAUAAAACCCAUUAAUAGCACGUGUGACCCUAAUUUCUCAGAAGUCCAGGAAGUAUUGACUGUAUUGACCACCCACUGUUUUGUAUAUAUCUGUGAUUCAUGCCUUUAACCCUGAGCAAUGGACUGUUUUGCCUUGUGAUGUUUAUUAAAAUAAAAGAGCAAGCCUUAAUUGUCAUGA
Galeopterus variegatus (Sunda flying lemur) is the source of this 4198-nucleotide messenger RNA. It is a transcript of the gene PDGFC, whose product is annotated as platelet derived growth factor C. The transcript has 7 exons. Lineage: Eukaryota; Metazoa; Chordata; Mammalia; Dermoptera; Cynocephalidae. The record is from RefSeq and is a predicted model, not a curated record. Gene Ontology annotation, molecular function: growth factor activity; platelet-derived growth factor receptor binding. Gene Ontology annotation, biological process: positive regulation of phosphatidylinositol 3-kinase/protein kinase B signal transduction; positive regulation of ERK1 and ERK2 cascade; platelet-derived growth factor receptor signaling pathway. Bases 501 to 1544 code for a protein of 347 amino acids. Gene Ontology annotation, cellular component: membrane.